Messenger RNA from Hyaloscypha bicolor E, 1503 nucleotides. RefSeq names its product carboxylesteras-like protein. The transcript is spliced from 7 exons. The record is from RefSeq and is a predicted model, not a curated record. NCBI's taxonomy places the organism in Eukaryota, Fungi, Ascomycota, Leotiomycetes, Helotiales, Hyaloscyphaceae. Bases 1 to 1503 code for a protein of 500 amino acids.
AUGUUGACCUUCUCACUCGCUUUUGUUGGCUUAAUCUUACCAACUGCUUUAUGCAAUGAUGGAUUAAUAGUCCAGACAACCAGUGGAGAACUACACGGCUUCAUAAACCAAAGCGCUCCUCUCGUACGUCAGUUCUUGGGAGUUCCCUAUGCGGAACCUCCGAUUGGAAAUUUGAGAUUCGCACCACCUCAAGCAAAAGCCAACGGUGGGGUGAUAAAUGCAACUGCAUUCGCACCAGUAUGUAUGCAACAGUUCAGCAAUAGCUCGACCAUAUACACAGCCCAAGUUCCACAAUUCCUCAUCAAUGGAGGACAGUCGGAAGAUUGCCUUUACCUCCAUAUCUGGGCUCCCGCCUUGAAGACAGAGAGUCCUCAGGAACAAGCUCUUCCGGUGUUUCUAUACAUCCCCGGAGGUGGUUUCACUAGUGGAGGGGCCAACUCAUUGUACAAGAUUCCUGAUAAAUGGAUUCAAAGAACUCAGUCACAUAUUGUGGUGGUCAUGAACUAUCGGGUGAACGUAUUCGGCUAUCCCAAUGCUAAAGGCCUGAUUGAUGCGAAUCCCGGGCUUCUCGAUCAGCGGAAAGCGAUUGAAUGGACACGAGACAAUAUCGCCGCCUUUGGAGGCGACCCCAAACGCAUUACCUUGUGGGGUCAGUCAGCAGGAGGGGCAAGCACCUCGAUCUACGGUUAUGCUUGGCCAGAUGACCCUAUAGUAUCAAGCCUCAUCUGUGACUCUGGUGCGGCUGGUCUCCUAGGAAGCGGCGACAAUGGACAUACCAACUUCACAUUCCUCGCAGGUCUGGUUGGCUGCGGUGGCUUGGAUGCUCAAACCGAACUUUCAUGUGUCCGCAACGUUUCCGCGGCCACAUUAGAGAAUGCCCUCUCGAACUAUGGAAUCAACGGGACGAAGCCUGCGAUUUCGUUCACGCCGUUCCCAGACAAUAAGACCGCGUUUUCAAAUGCCACCGACAGAGCCGUGAAGGGAUUCGUGGCCAAAAUUCCUGCGAUCUUGGGCAGCAACGCGAAUGAGGGUGCUGGCUUCGUGCCUUAUACAACCAACGGGCCAGGAGCAGCGGCGCUCUUCUCAGCAACGGAGAGCAUUAUUGCUUGUCCAGUUAGCAAAGAGAUCCGUACCCGAAACCUAGUCGGUCUUCCCACCUAUCGCUACCAGUACGCUGGCAAUUUCUCAAACAUAUCUCCCGUUGAUUGGAUGGGCGCCUAUCAUAGCUCUGAACUGCCCCUGCUCUUUGGAACGCAUUACGAAUUCCGCGGUCCAUCGACAAGUUUUGAGUACAACGUCUCACAUGCAAUGGAAGUCACAACCCUCUGGCUCUCAUUCGCAUCUAAUCCUACUGGUGGUCCCGCUCGAUGGACGGCGGAAGAAGGGUACUUCGCCUGGCCAGAGUAUCAACAGAAUACGAGUUCGAUGCUUCUGUUUGCUUCGGGAGAUAGUUUGCAGCGGCUUGUUCCUGGGCAGAGGAUUGAUGGUAAUUGUACUAAAUGA